Messenger RNA from Rhipicephalus sanguineus (brown dog tick), 1395 nucleotides. RefSeq names its product zinc metalloproteinase nas-27. Gene Ontology annotation, molecular function: metalloendopeptidase activity. The record is from RefSeq and is a predicted model, not a curated record. Gene Ontology annotation, biological process: proteolysis. Lineage: Eukaryota; Metazoa; Arthropoda; Arachnida; Ixodida; Ixodidae.
AGCGUAGAGGGCGACGUCGACUUCAUGCUACAAGACCGAAGAGCUGUUUAUCCGUCGGACCCCUUCUACCUGUACCGAACGACGUCGACAGAACGCGCCUCUUUCCUCGAAUACAAGAAGAUCAACCAGCUCUACAAUUGCAACGAGAGAUGUCCUAACGUAAACAACAGCCGAUGCCAGCACGGCGGAUACCUGGGACCCAAGUGCAACUGCGUGUGCCCGCCAGGCGCAGUCGGUGAUCGCUGCGAGCACAGGACAACCAAUGCCAAGACAGAUAUCUGCGGAGAAGUGAUUCAAGAGAACAAUACUGUUCACUUUGCUUCGCGACCUUCGAGUUACCACUGCACGUGGUGGAUCAGGGCACCUCAGGGAGGGCAGGUGAGCGUCACGUUCACCGACUUCUCCGCCGACAACUCCACCCACAGCGUCGGCAGUUGUGACCUGUACUUCGAGCUCAGAAACCGAGACCUCUACAAAGGAGAGAGGUACUGCUGGUACGAGCUACCGCAGGACGAGCCGCUGUUCGCGAAGGAGAAAGAUUUUCUCAUCGACUACUUCGGCUCCAAGGACGCAAACUUUAAUUUCACUCUCACAGCGACGGUGUAUGCGUGAAUGCAAGAAGUGUGCCAAAGGCUAGCGAUGUUCAAGAAUUAUGGACGUUCCUGAGUAGCAAGACAGCCGAGUGUUCCGUAGGAUGUCUCUGUCAGUCUUUGAGGAUGUGCUGGCUCCUGUGAAACACUUGAACACCUUAUCUUGGCCCACGUUCCUUACGCGGCGUAUACAUCGCCAGUUAAAAAGUAUAAGAGUACUAGGACUAAAGCCCACGACUCUUGAUGACUGCUUGCUUCCGAGAGGGUGUGCUGCUCGCGACACAACCAGGUCCUAUCGUGCCCUGCUGACUUUCUUUUAAGACUUCCUUUUAACCUCUUCGCUACCUGCGUCCGCUUUCGCGGACAUGCAUCUUCUUUAGCAAACUACACAACAGCAAACUGCUCAGUGUCAUUGAAAACUCGCACCUUCGUCGCCAAGAGUGUCCCUUACCAGUACGCCAAGAGUGAGCAGCAGAAGUCAUCUUCAGCGGCUGGUGUACACACAAAAGGAAACGGCGGUGAGCAGCUCGCGCAACGCGAGGCUGCUUAGGCCUAACUACUUAAAGUUUCGCAAUUAAUUUUUUUCCAUUCAAAGUAGUGCGAAGAAAAAUUACUAUUAUUGGCCUUUGAGAAUCAUCUAAAAUAUAUCUAAAAAAGUGAAAUCCAGAAUGGCAUUUAUCGGGGGUGUUGUUUACGACGUUCGCAACUAAUGUCGCCGUGUGUGAUCACCCAUUUCUACCCUUUGAAAAUUAAAUUUCUGUUGGAACGUUUUUUCUCAUUGCACUCGCGGAACCAUUUAAAAUAA